Dracunculus medinensis (Guinea worm) is the source of this 378-nucleotide messenger RNA. Lineage: Eukaryota; Metazoa; Nematoda; Chromadorea; Rhabditida; Dracunculidae. The record is from the annotation of a GenBank genome assembly.
AUGCUUUUUGCAGCGUACAGUUUUCUUUACGGAUAUGGUUCUGGCUACGGAAUGCCAGGCUAUGGCUAUAAUCCCUAUAUGAACGGACUUAACAGCUUUGGAUUAGGAAUGUACAAUGCUUAUGGCCUAGGAUAUGGCAGUUUACUUGGCCGAAAUAAUCUUAUUGGUGGUGGCUUAUUGAAUAACGGCAACACAAAUAUUUAUGGAAAUAUGCGAUCUCCUUACGGCAAGACAGCCGCAGCUAAACGAUUUAGUUCAGGAAAUCUACUAAACGUACAAUCAUUGCAAGGCAGUAACGAUGCAACGGCAUUAUCGUGCAUGGGCCGACCCGACUGUCUCCUUAAUCGAUGGGAUAUUAAGAAGAAAAAAGCUUCAUAA